AAAAGAAAGAAACUGAAAAAGACAUAUUUUUUAGAGAGAGAAAACGAGAGGUGUGUCUUCUAGUGUAUUGUUAUCUCUGAUUAAACAUCCUUACCCCAUAAAUUCAAUUUACAGUAGUCAUUCAAUCGGGCACCACCGGAGAAGAGAGUAAAGAAAGAAUAUAUACAAAAUGUUCGAUGGAAUGCCAGAGCAGUUUCAUCAGUUCAUAACAUCUUCUAGACCACCAGUGACAUCUCAGCUACCUCCCUCUUUCUCUUUACUCCACGGCGGCGUUGGUGCUAGUUCUGGUGGUGGCACCUCCAUUAGUAUCCCACCUUUUGGUCAGCCUUACCCUAAUUCUCUCCAACUUCAGCCACAAUUGCUUUUACACCAAUUGCACCACCACCAUAAUAAGAAUGAUCAAGAUCAUGAGAAGGAGGCUGAUGUUGAUGAUGACCAUCAUCACCACCAUCAAAACCAGAUGGGUCGUGAGAUCGUUGGUGAGCCGCGAGAUCUGUGGACAAAUGAGGAAGUUUUGGAGCUAUUGAGGAUCAGAUCCAGCAUGGAGAAUUGGUUUCCGGAUUUCACAUGGAACCAUGUUUCAAGGAAGCUAGCAGAGCUUGGGUUCAAGAGAAGUCCGGAGAAAUGCAAAGAUAAAUUUGAAGAGGAAAGCAGACAUUUGAACAAUAAUGUCACUUACACGAAAAACUACAGAUUUUUUAGCGAACUCGAAGAAAUCUGCCAUGGCGAUCAAAACCCUCAAGUUCAAGUCGUAGAAGAAGAAGAUGGCAAUGAAGAAGACACGAUUAAUCCCGUCCCAUCAAAGAAUGAUCGAAACACGGAUAAUAUGAAAGAAGAUGAAGAAGAAGAGAAGGAAAACGAGAAUCGGGAAACAAUGGAUGAUAUGUUGAAAGAAAAGAAGAGAAAAAGAUCAUCAAUAAAGAAGAAGAAUUUUGAAAUGCUAAAAGGAUUUUGUGAGGAGAUUGUAAACAAGAUGAUGUCUCAACAAGAAGAACUCAACAACAAGCUUAUAGAAGACCUAAUAAAAAGAGACCAAGAAAAAGUUGCUAAAGAAGAAGCUUGGAAGAAACAAGAAACCGACAGAAUCAGCAAAAUGAUCAAUAUUCGAGCACAAGAACACGCCAUCGCCAAAGACAGACAGACAAAGAUCAUCGAAUUUCUAAACAAAAUCACCCCAAUUUCUCCAAACCCUAAUAAUAAUAACUCCAACAAAUUACAUGAUUUACCCUCUGCCUCUUCAUCAUCCACAUACCCGAAUCAAGAAAUACCCAAUACCCAUAACAAUUCAACCGAAAGAUUCGACGAAACGGGCAAGAGAUGGCCAAGAGAGGAGGUUCUUGCAUUGAUAAACCUGAGAUGCAAUCAUUAUAGAGAUGAGAAAGAAGGGUCAGGAUCAAAAGGUCCAUUAUGGGAGAGAAUCUCUAAAGGGAUGAUGGAAUUGGGUUAUAAGAGGAAUGCAAAGAGAUGUAAAGAGAAAUGGGAGAACAUAAACAAGUAUUUUAGGAAGACUAAAGAUGUUAACAAGAAGAGAUCCGUUGAUUCAAGGACUUGUCCUUAUUUUCAUCAACUUAGUAUCUUGUUUAGCCAAGGUGCACUAGGCCCGCCGGAAAACCGCCCAAAUUCACCGGAAAACCACGUUGGCGAUGAUCACGAUGAGGAUGAUAACGAAGGUGAGAAAAAUGUGGGCUUCUGAUAACUUCAAAUUUUUGUAUUUUGUGUGUGAUUUUGAGCUGAUGAAACUUUUAUUUUUAUUUUUUUAUAUAGUAUAAUAUGAUGUGGUACGUACUAGAACUUUAUUUUAAUAUAAUUGUUUUUUUUUCUAAAUACUGUUAAUUAAUUAUGGCAGUAGUAUUAUAUAAUGAGAAAUUAAUAUCACCGACAAGUGAGGUUUGAGGUUGAUGAAUAGAACUGCGGUAUUUCAGAUUU
Messenger RNA from Impatiens glandulifera, 1926 nucleotides. Its product is annotated as trihelix transcription factor GTL2. Lineage: Eukaryota; Viridiplantae; Streptophyta; Magnoliopsida; Ericales; Balsaminaceae. The transcript has 2 exons. The coding region runs from base 170 to 1693 and encodes 507 amino acids. The record is from RefSeq and is a predicted model, not a curated record.